GGAGGAUCAAAAGGAACGUAAGAUGAAGAACAGUCUGAUGAUGUUGGGGCUGUUUGUGAUCACAGCGAUGGUCACAGAUGUCUCGGGUGCGGUUGUGACUCACUGUAAUGCGUGUCACGAGCGCUCGACCUGCAUCCCUGUGCUCAAACCUGGUCAGUUGGCUUCCACCGCAACGUAUUUUAACUGCUCCUGCUCGAAGGGUUUCGCUGGUAAUGGGUUAACCUGUUUCAACAUCACCGCCUGCAGUGGGGCAGACUCACCGUGUUGUAGCCAUGGAUACCGCUGGACGGCUGAGCUGGGCUGUGUGGACAUUGACGAAUGCUCCGCCGCUCAGAGUCCGUGUGUGGCUCCACUCAAGUGUGAAAAUAUGCCCGGGUCAUUCGCAUGUCUGUUACCCCCGGUCAAUGCCAACCCCACCUCCAACCCGCGGUCAGUGCAGUUCAGCUGCGGGAACACCGUGUGCAACCUCGGCCAGGACUGCAUCGCCGUCAAUGGCCAGCUGCGCUGUGCCGACCCCUGCCAGCGGUACACCGCCCUAGACGAACCUUGGCGUGCCACCAACUUCAAGACUGACAGCAACGUUCGCUGUGACCUCGGUGUAAACUGGCAAGGCUGGUACAGGAUUUUCCUGAACGGUGCCACCGUGCAGAUGCCGGAGCGAUGCAUCGCCUCACAGAUGAGUGGAACCCACGUGCCCCUCUGGCUGAAGAGCCCACAUCCCGUCACCUCAGACGGCGUAGUCAGCGGUAACGUUUGUGGAAACUGGACAAAUGGUUGUUGUAGCUUUGAGUUCCCCAUCCACAUCAAGGCCUGUCCAGGAAACUACUUCGUCUACAAGUUCAUCAGGCCACCCGUUUGCUUCCUGGCAUACUCUGCAGAUAACAACACUAAGGUGUGUAGCACCUGCAGAGAUGGGACGUCCUGCGUCAGUGAGGACAAGAUCAACUGGAGGUGUGAAGCACAAGAUCCGGUGCGUCUGUCGGGUGGUCCACACGCGUGUGCCGGGCGAGUAGAACUAAAUCACAGUGGCCGUUGGGGGACUGUAUGUGAUGACGACUGGAACAUGAACGCUGCUACAGUGGUUUGCAGGCAGCUGGGGUGUGGUCGGCCUCUCUCGGCCCCUGUGAACGGACAAUUUGGCCCCGGCAGCGGCCCCAUCUGGAUGGACAACACAAACUGUCUGGGCUCUGAGAGACACCUGGGCCAGUGCAAACACAACGGAUUCGAAAAACACAACUGUGGACACUACGAGGAUGCUGGUGUUGUCUGUGAAGUGCCCAGUCCGCCUCCCAUGCUGGCGUUAGUGUGUGAACAGACCCUGAUCAGGGUGGGUCUGCCGCUUCUACACAUCGUCCCUGAGCCAUUCAACACCACGUCAGGUCACAUGGCCGACCCUAACUGCUUCGCCCGGCGCAAGACCAACGGCACAGUGUGGUAUGAGGUCGCCCGCAGGGGUGGAGCUUGUGGGAAUGUGCUGAGGACCAACACUACACACGCCAUCUACUCAAACACACUGUUCUUGUAUCCUGCUAAAGCGGGAAGUAAUUUCUCUCUGCCGUCCGGGUUUCCAUUCUCCUGCGUGUAUCCUCUGGAUUCUCAGACCAGCAUGGAUUUAGCGGUCAGACCGUACCUGUCAAUGCAGGAAAUGGGCGUGGUUGCUUUAGGAACGGGCGCCAGCGCCUCCAUGUCCCUGUACCGCAACGGCAGUUUCCUGGAGUCGUACCCAGCGGGCGCAGUCGUUCUGCCUGUGGGGUCUCCACUGCACGUGGCCAUCAGGGUGGCAGAGGUGGAGGCGGAACGCUUUGUGGUCAUUGUGGAGGAGUGUUACAUCACACAAACAGCAAACGCUAAUGAUCCGCAGAGAUACGUCGUCAUUCACAACCGGUGUCCGAGCGACAGUCACAUGGUGUCGAUGUUGGAGAACGGCGUGUCUUUACGCGUGCGGUUCACAGCUCUGCUCUUCCUGUACCCGCGCAGCUACAAUGCCAUGUUCCUGCACUGCGGCCUCAGUCUGUGCGACCACACGUCUGAAUCCUGCUCAACAAAAUGUUUGACACGAAGCGUUCGUUCAAUCAACAACCACAAAUCUGUCACUGUUGGGCCGAUCACCUGGAUGAAGGACGGACAGUAAAAUAUUCCGGAGCAGAUUUCACCGGAUCAAAAUCAUUUGCUGUGACUCGACACUUUUCUAUCUUCACUCAGAAUGACAUUUUGGGACAUUUCACAAUCAAGUGGAAAACACUUUCUGAUUUGACAAUUUAUUUAUGAUAAUAAAAUGAUUUGUGAUUAUAAUGUGAAGAUACUCUAGAUCUAUUUAAUGUUUUUGUUUAUUUGAUUGUUUUACUCUGUUUGUUUACAGUAUAUUUACUCUGUGUGUACUGCUCAGUAAAUGUGAACUGCUUUCUUUACAUUAAACUUCAUUU
Xyrauchen texanus (razorback sucker) is the source of this 2423-nucleotide messenger RNA. Its product is annotated as uromodulin-like. The transcript is spliced from 11 exons. The coding region runs from base 23 to 2131 and encodes 702 amino acids. The record is from RefSeq and is a predicted model, not a curated record. Gene Ontology annotation, cellular component: membrane. Gene Ontology annotation, molecular function: calcium ion binding. Lineage: Eukaryota; Metazoa; Chordata; Actinopteri; Cypriniformes; Catostomidae.